This is a messenger RNA of Serpula lacrymans var. lacrymans S7.9, 895 nucleotides long. RefSeq lists its product as uncharacterized. Gene Ontology annotation, cellular component: membrane; mitochondrial inner membrane peptidase complex. Lineage: Eukaryota; Fungi; Basidiomycota; Agaricomycetes; Boletales; Serpulaceae. Gene Ontology annotation, molecular function: serine-type endopeptidase activity. Bases 59 to 724 code for a protein of 221 amino acids. Gene Ontology annotation, biological process: mitochondrial respiratory chain complex assembly. The transcript has 5 exons. The record is from RefSeq and is a predicted model, not a curated record.
AGUCUAUGUAUGUGUGACCAUCAUCCCAUCGUCCCAUUUCCCUGGUUUUUUACUGUAAAUGUGGUUCAACAGGCUAAAACUCCUGAGGCUACCUUUUCCCUCGUUUCGAUCUCGAUGGCUCGAUGAAAAACCGCUCCUUAAACGUUCACUGGCUGCCAUUUACUGGAUGCCGAUCGGUUUAGCGUUCACUAAUUACUUGUACACCAUUAAAACGGUCAACGGACGAAGUAUGCAGCCAACCCUGAAUCCGGAUGUAUCUCAAUGGAAGGACAUCGUAGUUUUUGACCGUCUAUCCCUGUUUUUGGGAGGAUCUGUCCAAAGGGGCGACGUGGUGGCGCUGAGAGACCCUUUCAACCCCAAGAAGAUGCUGGUGAAGCGGAUAGUCGCUACUCAGGGUGACAUGGUAAAGACUCUGCCUCCGUAUCCCGAUAAAGAAGUUUGUGUACCCGCUGGACAUGUUUGGAUAGAAGGUGACGAACCUUUUCGCACUCUAGACAGCAAUAGAUUUGGACCCGUCCCUAUUGGUCUACUAGACUCCAUAUUGAUCUACAUCGUUUGGCCAUUGGAUCGAAUAGGGCCUUUGCGUAAACCAACAGUUCCAUUUAUCAAGCAAGGCUCUCCUCGUAAUUCCAACUGGUACAAGGAUAUGGCCGCGCUCGAAAGGGAGCAGCGAAGGAGUGCCAGAGUAACCCCUGCGAAUAAACAUGGAUACGAUGUUUCAUAACAAUUAAGACUUAUAGGUGAAUUCGAAUUAGUAUUGCGUAUUGCUAGGAUUGCAAAAGCCCUACAUUUUAGAUACAUCCCUCUCGCACCUCCCUAUGCUCGUACUUGAUCUGUGCGACGAAGGUAUCAUACUCGAGUUUUAGGCUAAGUUAAUACAAUGCAAUUGACAGAU